Messenger RNA from Aethalodelphis obliquidens (Pacific white-sided dolphin), 2514 nucleotides. It is a transcript of the gene FADS1, whose product is annotated as fatty acid desaturase 1. NCBI's taxonomy places the organism in Eukaryota, Metazoa, Chordata, Mammalia, Artiodactyla, Delphinidae. Gene Ontology annotation, cellular component: membrane. The coding region runs from base 119 to 1441 and encodes 440 amino acids. The record is from RefSeq and is a predicted model, not a curated record. The transcript is spliced from 12 exons. Gene Ontology annotation, molecular function: oxidoreductase activity, acting on paired donors, with oxidation of a pair of donors resulting in the reduction of molecular oxygen to two molecules of water. Gene Ontology annotation, biological process: lipid metabolic process.
GGCGGGCGCCAGCGGACCGGCUCCCAGAGCACUCGAGGCCGGUGCGCGCUACCCCGCGGGUACCGUGCGCGCGCCUGACCUCCCUUGCCCAGUCGGUGCGCGGCAUCGCCCGGCCCCGAUGGCCCCCGAGACCCCGGCCCAGGGGCCUAUCCCGCGCUACUUCACCUGGGACGAGGUGGCGCAGCGCUCGGGACGCGACAAAGAGCGGUGGCUCGUGAUUGACCGGAAGGUGUACAACAUCAGCGAGUUCACCCGCCAGCACCCCGGGGGCUCCCGGGUCAUCAGCCACUACGCGGGUCAGGACGCCACGGAUCCCUUUGUGGCGUUUCACAUCAACAAGGGCCUUGUGAGGAAGUAUAUGAACUCUCUCCUGAUUGGAGAACUGUCUCCGGAGCAGCCCAGCUUUGAGCCCACUAAGAAUAAAGAGCUGACUGAGGAGUUCCGGGCGCUGCAGGCCACGGUGGAGCGGAUGGGGCUCAUGAAGGCGAACCCUGUCUUCUUCCUGCUGUACCUGCUGCACAUCCUGCUGCUGGAUGUUGCUGCCUGGCUCACUCUUUGGCUCUUUGGGACAUCCUUCCUGCCCUUCCUCCUCUGUGCAGUGCUGCUCGGCACAGUUCAGGCCCAGGCUGGCUGGCUGCAGCAUGACUUUGGACACCUGUCCGUCUUCAGCACCUCUACAUGGAACCACCUGCUACAUCAUUUCGUGAUUGGCCACCUGAAGGGGGCCCCUGCCAGUUGGUGGAACCACCUGCACUUCCAGCACCAUGCCAAGCCCAACUGCUUCCGCAAAGACCCGGACAUCAACAUGCACCCCUUCUUCUUUGCCUUGGGGAAGAUCCUCUCUGUGGAGCUUGGGAAACAGAAGAAAAAGUACAUGCCGUACAACCACCAGCACAGAUACUUCUUCCUGAUUGGGCCCCCAGCCUUGCUGCCUCUCUACUUCCAGUGGUAUAUUUUCUAUUUUGUUAUCCAGAGGAAGAAGUGGGUGGACUUGGCCUGGAUGAUCAGCUUCUACGUCCGCAUCUUCCUCACUUACGUGCCGCUGCUGGGACUGAAAGGCUUCCUGGGCCUUUUCUUCAUGGUCAGGUUCCUGGAAAGCAACUGGUUUGUUUGGGUGACACAGAUGAACCACAUCCCCAUGCACAUUGAUUACGACAGGAACGUGGACUGGGUCUCCACCCAGCUCCAGGCAACAUGCAAUGUCCAUAAGUCGGCCUUCAAUGACUGGUUCAGUGGCCACCUCAACUUCCAGAUUGAGCACCAUCUUUUCCCCACGAUGCCUCGACACAAUUACCACAAAGCGGCUCCCCUGGUGCAGUCCCUGUGUGCCAAGCAUGGCGUAGAGUACCAGUCCAAGCCCCUGUUCUCAGCCUUUGCUGACAUUGUCCACUCACUGAGAGAGUCCGGGCAGCUCUGGCUAGAUGCCUAUCUCCACCAGUAAGAGCAGCCUCCCAUCUGGAAGAAGAGCCUUGGAGCCAAAGCAGAGGGGGGCUUGGGGACAAUGCCACUACAAUCCUAAUGUUCAGAGGGGGUGGGUUUGAGGAGAUAAAGGCUCUGACUCAAACCCCUCCCCUUUAUCUUCAAGGCACAGAUCUAAGACCCAAAGAGGGGUGCGCAAGCCCCCUGGAAGGAGGGGUGGAGCUGUUGGGACAGGGAUGUGAAAGUUUUGUUUCCUUUUUUGUUUAGCAGAUGCAAGUGGUUGGUGGGCAAAGAGGGAGUCAGGAGGGUGUUAGAAUAGGGAGGGUCUACUGAGCCCAGAAAUCAGGAAGAGAUUUAGCACUAAAAUUCCACCCAGGGGACUUCCCUGGCGGUCCAAUGGUUAAAACUCCGUGCUUCCAAUGCAGGGGGCGCAGGUUCAAUCCCUGGUUGGGGAACGAAGACCCCACAUGCCGCACGGUGUGGCCAAAAAAAAAAAAUUCCAUCCAGGAAAGGGAGGAGCUCAUCCCACUGGUCCACUUCUCAGUGCCUUCUCCACUCUCGCUUGCAAACCUCAGAAGUUCGCAGGCUGGAGGAGGACAGAGCAGCUCAACCUUCUGGGCAAGAUUUAGAAAGGAAGCAUUAGCGCCUGAGGCCCGGCAGCUUGGCUCACUCUAGGGCUAGGUGUGACCCAUGUCUGCCUCAGGCUCCUGGAGAAGCAAUUUUUCCACUUUUAGAAGCAGGGAGGGCAAAGGCCAGGGCUGUGGUGUCAGAGGCAUCUGGCCCUGAAGGAUGCUGCCACUACAGGAUUUGGUCCCGCAUUCCAUCCAGGGUACCAAAGGAGCAUGAGGUCCCAGGGCUUGCCAAAACAGCCAGCAGAGAGUCGCUGGCCAUUAAAAAUCCUUUCAGCUUUUGACCACCACCCGAGGGAGAGCACACUCCUAGGAUGGGGGGUCUACUUCUCGCUCCAUAAGCAGGUGGGCAGACGGGCGCUUAGUCUUCUCCUCCACAGAAACAAACGGGGGCUCCCAGGGGUUUCCCUUUGCUCCCCAACCUGUAAUUCCAAAUUUAAUAAAGUAGCAGUUAGUGAGCACAAGU